Messenger RNA from Anopheles darlingi, 1541 nucleotides. RefSeq names its product regulator of microtubule dynamics protein 1-like. Lineage: Eukaryota; Metazoa; Arthropoda; Insecta; Diptera; Culicidae. Gene Ontology annotation, molecular function: microtubule binding. The coding region runs from base 343 to 1032 and encodes 229 amino acids. The record is from RefSeq and is a predicted model, not a curated record. Gene Ontology annotation, cellular component: cytoplasm; spindle microtubule; mitotic spindle pole. The transcript is spliced from 2 exons.
CGACGCCCCAUACAAGGUCGACACCGCGACAUGUGGUGCGAUGGUGGUGGCCUUUCCAUACAUUUCCGAUUCCGUUGUAACGGCGACACUCUCUGUUGGUGGCGUCGUGGCGGCCAUGUGUAUUCGUGUGUGACUAGCGGAUUAGCGAGAAGUAAAAAAGGUAAGGGGCCCCAUUUUUGUAACCCUUCAAUACGCGGUCGCACCUGCACUCUGGCCACAGUGCGUGGCGAUAAACGAUUCCGUGCAGUUCACUGUUGGCGGUGGUCGGUGUCUAGAAGUGUGCGAUAAGAACCGCGGGUCCAACGUUCAAUCCCCACCCGCCCAUCGAAAGCUAAAUUUAAAAUGUCAAGCGAGGAGCUGAAACUGCUGGAUGAGAUGUGUGAUAAUUAUGAUUAUCAGGCUUCAUACGAUAUGAUCCAGAGUCUAUCGGAUCAGACUAGUUGUGAGGUGAAGUGGCGCCUAGCGAGAUCCCUGUUCUUCCUGUCCAAGCAAACGGACAACAGCGCUGAGAAGGAAGCGCUGGUCCGUCAGGCAUUCGAUCAUGUAUCGGCCGCACUCGCGUUGGAUGGCGAUAGCUUCGGUGCGAACAAGUACUACGGCGCAAUUCUGGCCGAGAAGAGUACCCUGGAUGGCGUGACGGAGCGCAUCAAGCAGCUAGAGAACGUGCAGGCUUACUUUCAACGGGCCGCCCGAUUGGAACCGACCUCCGAUCCGGGCAUCUGGCACAUGUUGGGCCAGUUUAACUAUAAGAUCUCGGAGGUGGGCUGGGUAACGCGUAAGUUGAUUAAUUCGGUGGCUGCGAAUCCGCCGGUCUCGUCUUAUGCCGAGGCGCUUGAUUGUUUCACCAAAGCCGAAGCAAUCCGGCCUGGCUUCUACGCACUAAACUGGUUGUACCUUGGGAAAUGCUACCUGGCGCUAAAGCAACCGACCGAAGCGAAACCCUGGAUUGAACGAGCGGCCGCGGCCGAGGUGCGGUGUGAGGAUGAUCGCUUGUGUCUGCAGGAGGCAAACGAGUUGUUGAAAAAGUUGUAGAAUCGAUGACCUUCCACCAUCAGCCACGGAUUUACGCGGACUGAUCGGGCGCGAGAAACAAGUUCCAGCUACUAAAACGGCGUCGGUACCGUUAUGUGAGAUGUAAGAUACCUUAUGGUUUAUGGCGGGUAGGGAAGCGAGAGGGGUUUGGGGUGGUUCUGUAAUGAGCACAACGCAGUUAAGAGGCGCUACAAACACGACGCUAGCGCAAUGUUUGCCAUUUAUGAGAGUCACUAAGCGGUCGUAAAUCGAUAACUGUGAAAGCGAUGGCGGAUAACGAAUCUACUACACUGCUAGAGCUGCUGCUGGCUAGUCCCGGGGGUCCCCAAUUUGUUAUCAGUUGUCGAGGCGAAUCAUAUCGCUCAUCGCCCUUUUUUUGGGUGGAACGGCAUGGUGACGGUAGUGAUAAGCGAUUGAGUGGGAAAGAUAGUGGUAGGGUUAUUGUUUGCCCGUUAUCUGUUAUCGGUAUAGUUGAGUAAGAUAAUAAUAAAAGAAAAUAAUACAAUCCA